This is a messenger RNA of Mytilinidion resinicola, 1024 nucleotides long. RefSeq lists its product as uncharacterized. Gene Ontology annotation, molecular function: metal ion transmembrane transporter activity. Gene Ontology annotation, cellular component: membrane. Bases 228 to 782 code for a protein of 184 amino acids. The transcript is spliced from 3 exons. Gene Ontology annotation, biological process: transmembrane transport; metal ion transport. The record is from RefSeq and is a predicted model, not a curated record. Lineage: Eukaryota; Fungi; Ascomycota; Dothideomycetes; Mytilinidiales; Mytilinidiaceae.
CUUCCCAAUGCUGAGGACAAUGAAAGCGUGUCGACGUCCACCAACUUUCUUCCGAUAGCAACGUGGCUCUGUUCUGGUGCUAAAGCGCUCUUACCCCACGAGCCUGUUCAUGACCAAGGUGUUCCAGACACGGUUUUCCUGUUAGUCUUCAGCUAGGCUAUCAUUACAAUGGCCCGGAACACCAAGACCGGCGCCAACGCCUGAAAGAUGCGCUGUUAUGGAUCUCAAUGGACCUACAGUUCGUCUUCUCCGAUUGGUCAAGAGUAUGGAAUAAGAUGAGAGAAUCCUUAUCGAAGUGCCACAGCCAAAUACACGGAGAUGUCGACACCCCUCCGCUGCUUGAUUUGACAAGGAAACUCCACAAGGACGCAUCAAGAGUCAUAGCUCUGCGAGAACAGCUCUGUGUCCACUCGGGGGCUGUCGCUCGUUUUCUGGGUCUCGUAAACUUCCAAGCGGCGCAAGCGCCCAGUUCGCAAUUGUCCGCCCUGAAAUAUCGGGUUAAGGAAUGUCAGGACGUUAUGACUUACCAAGAGGAAACGUCUCAAGUCAUCUUGAGGCAGCUAGAGAACCUUUUUAGCCUUGCGUUCAAUACGGAGACCAUGAUGCAAGGCCAAACCAUGGCGCGCUUGAACGUUUUGGCCUUUGCAUUUCUCCCAAUGUCUUUCGUUGCAUCACUCUUCGGGAUGACGAAGUUCAGCAUCUCCGCCGCAUGGUAUCCUUUUAUGGGCUUUCAUUAUUCUUGCUAUCGUCAUAGCGAUCACUCUAUUUAUCCCCGCUUCUAAAGUGUACCGCAUCCUUACCUUCAACAACUCAAGCGCGCAAAAGAAGCCUCUCAAAAAGCCAUAUCAGCAGUACCAAUCACCUCUACCCAUCAUGCCUCUGGCCUCUUUGGGUGCUUAUACUCGUAUAGAAGGCGGAGGGAUCAACCCCGAACCAGUCUCUUAUACAUAUAUGGGUCGAGUAGAGGGUGGGGGCAUAUAUCCACCGCCACCACAGCUUCUUCCACAUGCUCGCUCUGCCGAGG